Messenger RNA from Folsomia candida, 2906 nucleotides. RefSeq lists its product as uncharacterized. The coding region runs from base 120 to 1295 and encodes 391 amino acids. Lineage: Eukaryota; Metazoa; Arthropoda; Collembola; Entomobryomorpha; Isotomidae. The transcript is spliced from 4 exons. The record is from RefSeq and is a predicted model, not a curated record.
AUACCAAAGAUGCUGGAAUAAAUUCUUAUUUACUCGUCAUUUUCCUGUUCAUCAACUUACUAAUCAAAUUAUUUUCGCGAUAGAUUGAGGUAUUUGCAAACCUCUACGUGCAUUAUUUCAUGAUCGAAAUGUCCAAGUUCCGUGAAAAAGUACUUUUUGGUCUGGGACUCUUUUGUCUUUCGACCUUCGUCCUCCUGCCCUCCGCAAUGAGCCAAUUUCCCCCCGACUGGCAAGACAUCAUCAUGCACGCAUUCGCAAUGACGAUGGAUGACAUCGACACCAGCAAAAUGUUCUACAAACCAUCCGAAGAAACCUGGCAGUUGGUCGAGUAUAAAGAAUCUAUGGAAGAAAUAGAAAAGUUUGAAAAAUUCAUAACUGGGUUGAAAUUGGGCGGAUUACUUCCCGAGCUUGACAUCGUUUUUGAAGGCCUCGCCCACGUCCUGGACUUUAUCGGAUCAGUCACCCAACACAAAAGCGAAAUAUUUUGGAGUAUGAUUACCGGCGAAAUGGAUAAGCGUAUCUUGGAGCAAAAAAUGUCGGACAUGCGGAGUAAAAUUGAAGCGUUUAAAUCCAGUGCGCAGCAUCUCGCUCAUGAAGAUGCUCCCUUCACGGUGGAAGGUUUUCGCCAAAUUGAAGACAUUUUGGCCUUCUUUUCCGAACCGGGCUCAAUUUUACGGAAAUAUCCGCUCCACUCGUCCCCCCUCGUGCUAGGUUUUAUCCCAGUUAUGGUCGUUUAUAUUGAAUAUGCUGGCAAAAAGUAUCCCAAUAUUGAGGAAGAUUGGAGAUCAACUCUGCAAAAUAAGGCCAUCUUUGUGCUCGAAGUUUACAAACGGCUCAGCAUCAAGGAACGGAUUGAAGCGUGUGAAUCAGUUCGUUCGAUUGAUGACAGGGAACCCUGCUUCUUCUGCGGACAUGGACCACCGACGCACUACGAGUUGAGUGACUUCAUUAAAGAAAGCCAUGACUCGCCGUUGGGCCAGUUUCCAAAGUGGAUUCGAUGUCGCAAGGUGGACCCCUCGGUGGGGUGCGACCAAACUGGACGGCAAUUCUGGAAACAUACGGAACGCGAGAAGACGGAUUACUUGAAAUAUAUCGUGGAAUGUAUCACGGACCGAUUUACGAAGCAGGUCGUCCUCGCCGCGUCGGCCUUUGAUAUGCAGGAGGACUUUCCAUCUUUUGGAGUGCAGAGGAAUUUUGAUGAAGAAGAGAGGAUGAAUUGUUUAGUUGAUUAUAUUAAAGUUAUCGAAUACUUGUAUCAAACCAUGUUUUGGAGGGUGGCUUCCUUAAUGGUGUAAGUAAUUUGCAAGGGAGAUAAUUUAAUUUGUACAAUUCUUAUUGGUAAAACUUGAUGAACAUGAUUAUAAAAAAUUUUUUUUCAUAUAAAUUUUGAAAAAUUUUAGCCUUGUAUUUUUAAGUAUUUUUUACCUUUAAAUGAUUGACAAAAAAAUUAAUUACGCGAUUUUAUAAGGCAUGUUUUAAUAAAUUGAUCCAUUUUAAAAGUUUGUCCAUUUCCUUCACUAAAUAGAAACCGUUAUAUGAGAAUUUGUACUUUUGCUAGCUGAAAAACAAAGUUUAGCUCAAAUGUCAGGAAUUUUCACAUGUUUGUCAAGUUUAAACGACGAUUAGUGAAUUUAAAAUUUUAUGUACACACAUGUACACUUAGAAGAUUUAUCUUGUAUGGCUAAUUUCUUACAGAAAUAUGUAUGCCAAUCUAUUAUGAAUGUAUAAUAGAUUGUUAAAAUCCAUUUAAAAAAUUUUUCCGUUUCCUUUUUUACAAAUCAUUGUAUGAGAAUUGGGCUAUACUUUUUUUGAGCAAGAUAAAUAACAGAGCAUGCAUAGCUCAAAUUUCAAGAACACUUACAUUUUUUUCAAGUUUAAACGUUGAUUGGUAGUGAAUCUGGAAUUUUUGUGUAAGGACAUAAAUAUUUAUUUAAAAGAUGAUGGAGCUGCCCGAUGAAUUCUUAUAGAAAAUAUACUAUUUAAUAACAAAUUUAAUUUAAAAGGUUUGAUGAAUUUGGAUUUGCAAAUAUAUAUGCAAAUGCGUUAUAUAAUAUGCAAAAUGAUUUAAAAAUAAAUUUAAAACAUUAGUCCAUUUCCUUCCUUACAUUACAAAUCGUUAUUUGGGAAAAUUAUUGCUUUUGUGAGCUGGAGAAAAAAACGAGUUUAGCUCAAAUUUCAGGAAUAUUUACAUUUUUAUUUUCUUUCAAGAUUAAAUGUCGAUUAGUGACUUUGGAAUUUGUGUGUAAAUACAUAACUUUAAUUUAAAAGAUUUGAAGAAUUUGGCACGGAAAUAUAUAUGCAAAUGCAUUAUGUAAUAUGCAAAUUUAUUUAAAAACUAAUUUUAAACAUUUGUCCAUUUCCUUCCUGACAAAUCGUUAUAUGAGAAAUUAUACUUUUUGUGAGCUGGAAAAACAAAAUUUAGCUCAAAUUUCAGGAAUAUUUAUAUUUUGGUCAGUGUAAACGUCGAUUCGUGAAUUUGUAAUUUUUUGUGUAAAAAUAUACUGAAAAGGUGUACCUGCGGUAUUCAUGAAUUUCUUACAAAAAUACGUAUGCAAAUGUAUCAUGGAUAUUUGCUUGUGGGUUUAUUUACCACACAUUGCUGCAUUAUCCGAUAAUUAAUUCGAUUAAUUAUAUAAACCGCAUUUCCGGUGGUUCCGCACAAACUCCACAAUUUAAUUGUAACUUGGUUUAGUGGACGAGACUAAUUUCAUAUUAAUUUUUUAAUAAAAAUACACUUUUCUACCGACGCUAUAAUAUGCGUACUAAUUUUUUCUUGGUGUGUGGAAUUCUACUUAAAAUCAUAGUCUUAUUAGGACGAGAAUUAUGGGCCGUUGCGUCCGAAAUAUCAAGUAGCGAUGAUGGAAUGGUGAGUAAUUUACAUACGCAGAGUAAAUAGAAUUAAAAUU